This is a messenger RNA of Melampsora larici-populina 98AG31, 2607 nucleotides long. RefSeq lists its product as uncharacterized. Gene Ontology annotation, molecular function: RNA polymerase II complex binding; mRNA binding. Gene Ontology annotation, biological process: termination of RNA polymerase II transcription. Gene Ontology annotation, cellular component: cytoplasm; mRNA cleavage factor complex. Lineage: Eukaryota; Fungi; Basidiomycota; Pucciniomycetes; Pucciniales; Melampsoraceae. The transcript has 7 exons. The record is from RefSeq and is a predicted model, not a curated record. The coding region runs from base 1 to 2607 and encodes 868 amino acids.
AUGAACGGAGCCAUGACUGGGUAUUCAUACCCCGUUACCGCACCUGUCUUUCCUCCCGCCAAUCAACCUAUGGCUGGUCACUAUUCUAAUCGAUUGGAUCAUACUUCACCUCAGUCUCACUACCAAACUCAACCGAAACAACUUCCUUCCGCUUCAGCUUAUCCAGAAGUGCCUCAGAUGCAAGGUUUACCCAUGCCACCUCCUUCCAUUGGCUACGAUGUGACCGAAUUCCGUCAAUUCUUUCAGUUUGGUCUUCAACAACUUCGACACAACAAUAAGUAUAUCAUCAAUGAUCUGACCACUCUGGCUAGCGUUUAUCAACAUCGGAUGUCACCCUUUAUUGUCAAAGAUAUUGAUCAACAUAUUCGUGAUGGGUCUCUAGGUAUUGGGUUGAUUGUUGUUAAUUGUGAAAAUGGUGACGAGAAUGAUGAACUCACUCAGAGUCAUCCAGCACACCGAUUAGUGGCUUUUUAUGUUAUCGACUCGAUCUGCAAGAACCUUGGUCACCCUUACCCUGAGUUAUUCAAACCGUUUAUGGAAAGGCUAUUUCUGAGCGCCUAUCGUGAUGUAGAAGAAGUUGAUGGUAUUGCAAAGGUCAAAUUCGAGGAAUUGCUAGGCACAUGGCGAACUGGUUCAGCCCGUGGCACCGAACUUUUUGGAGCUGAUAUCCAACGACGUAUUGAGGAUGGAAUCUUUGGGAGGUGGAGACACGGUGGGGAUAUGCUAGACAGUCAAGCAUUCCUCAAUGGGAUGAAGCAGCAGCCAGCUGUUGCCACCCCUGCUGAAAAAGCCAGCAUUCUAUAUGAUCUACGCAGAAUCCUUGCCGAGCGGGAACGCAUCGCAUAUAGCUAUCCAACUGACCAAGCUAAUUUGACGCAAAUGGCUACAUUGCAACAACUCGAGCAAUUAGUUGCCAAUCAACAGUUGACAAUAAAUCAAGUGGAAGAGAUUCGACAACAGCUACAGCCACUAAAGCCCAGUACUCCACCUCCGCUUCAAGCCGAUCCAUCCCAAUAUCCUCAACACGAACUGCCGAUUGAAGCCGCUCCAGCCCAAUAUGCUCAACACGAACUGCCGAUUCAAGCCGCUCCAUCCCAAUACGCUCAACACGAACUGCCCAUUGAAGCCUUGGCGCAGCCGCCAGCGCUCGCUCUUCAGCCAGCAAUGGUCGAUCUGACUGACCCUACCUCCCUAGCAAAUCUGACUAGACUCUUCGCCUCAAACCCAAACAUCCUCCUUCAAGCGGUAGCAAACCCGGAUCAACUCAUUUCUGCUCAAUCUCAACCACUCGGCUCAAACAACCCUCUCGCGGCCUUCCUCCAAAACGCUGCACACCAGCAAGGUGUGGUUACCUCCCAUCAACCUCUUCUACCGGCGGUGGAAAGUGCAGCAGAGGUGCCGAGCUUUUUUGAUAGCAAUUCAUUGGCUGCAGCCCUUGCCUCCCUCAAUCCUCAGCCUACUUUGAUUGUUCCGUCAGACCAAGGCGAAGGCUCUAGUCGAGAGAAGUCCGCCGAAUUAUCUGUCCCUCGACACAGUCCUUCUCCUUCUACUAGCAGUCACGAUGGUGGAGAUCCCAAUGUCACUGAAUAUCAGGAAUAUGUACUCAGUCUUGGUAUUGAACUCACUACAUCAUCGAUCAAUCGAGCCAAUCCAUCUACCAUUGCCGAUGUUCUUUAUGGAAAAAUACCACAGUAUUGUCGCCAGGAUGGAUCACGAUUCUUGAAUGGACGCACGGGUGAAGCCCGAGCAUCAGCUCAACUUGAUGCCCAUUUCCGUCUCCAGCGGCGCGCCCGAGAGCAGACCAAUCGUGCUCAACAACGUACAUGGGCCAUCACAGAAGCCGAUUGGGUGAAAUCUCAUGAUUUUGGUAUUGAACAUGAACGCAAGAAGGGCGAUAAGUUAGCGGCAGGAUCAGAAGAGGCCGCUCAAAUUGCCGAAGCCGCGCAAAUACAGACGACAGCGGAACUAAAGCAAAAAAUGGUACUUCGGCCUACGGAUCCAGCUGAGGCAAGUAAAACGUGUCCUAUAUGUAGAGAAGGAUUUGAAACGAAAUUCGAUCAGGAUGAAGAAGAGUACUAUUGGUUAAAUGCAAUCUCAGCUGGUAAGAAGACAGCGACAGCGACACAAGUAGUUUAUCAUGCUACUUGUCACUUUGAGACCAUGAGAAACAAAGCACGUAUGAAAUUGAAAAGAGAGGAAGAGGAAGCUAAGAUGAGAAAGAUGAUGGAAGAGGAAGAGAAGAAGUUGAAAGCGGAAGCAGAAGUGAAAGUGAAGGUAGAAGAACAGGAAGAAAAUGAGCAACGAUUAGGUGAGAUGAAUUCAGAAGCUGAUGGUGGUGUUAAUCAAUUGAGUAGUAGUCAAGCUGGAACUACAAGAGAUGAAAAUUUAAAUUUACAACUUGAUGAAGACUUUUUUGGAGGAGUGAUUGACGAGAGUGAUGAAAGAUCUAAUACUACUCCUAGCGUUGAGACCGUUCAGCCUACGACCUCUGUUUCUAAUAAGAGAAAAAGUUUAGAUGUAUCGGAAGAUUCAGAGGUUGUGAUUGUGAAUGAAGAUGACGAAUCUAGUUCAUUGAGGAAAAAAGCUAAAGUGAUUGUUGUAGAAUAG